AUGCAAUCAAGAUACUCUUUGUUAACUGCUGCUUCAUUAGUUGGUUCUUCAUUAGCUGCUUACAUUCCAUCUGAACCAUGGUCAACUUUAACUCCAGAAGCUCCAGCUCCAUCUGGUGCUACUACUGAAUAUACCAAAACUUUCGGUAUUGCUGUUGUUCCAAUUGCUACUACUUCAGCUGCUCCAAAAGCUAAAAGAGAUGUUAUUUCUCAAAUUGGUGAUGGUCAAAUCCAAGCUACUACUUCAGCUGCUGCUUCAAACUCAGCUAAACCAACUGCUCAAGUUAUUUCACAAAUUGGUGAUGGUCAAAUUCAAGCUACCACUUCAACUGCUUCAGCUCCAAAACAAACUGCCCAAGUUGUUUCUCAAAUUGGUGAUGGUCAAAUUCAAGCUACUACUUCAACUGCUUCAGCUCCAAAACAAACUGCUCAAGUUGUUUCACAAAUCGGUGAUGGUCAAAUCCAAGCUACUACUUCAACUUCUGCUCCAAAAGAAUCUGCUCAAGUUAUCUCACAAAUUGGUGAUGGUCAAAUUCAAGCUACUACUGCUACUACUUCUACUGAUGUUGUUUCACAAAUCGGUGAUGGUCAAAUCCAAGCUACUUCAACUUCUGGUGCUGCUGAACCAAGUUCAACUGGUGCUCAUAAAUCUGGUGACUUAGAAAUCCAAUCAACUUCAUGUUUAACUGAUGAAUCAUUAGCUUUAACCUUAAAAGAUUCCAUUUUAACAGAUGCUAAAGGUAGAUUAGGUGCUAUUGUUGCAAACAGACAAUUCCAAUUUGAUGGUCCUCCACCACAAGCUGGUUCAAUUUACGCUGCUGGUUGGUCAAUCACCAAAGAUGGUAACUUAGCUAUUGGUGACAAUGAUGUUUUCUACCAAUGUUUAUCAGGUAGUUUCUACAACUUAUAUGAUGAAAAUGUUGCUGAACAAUGUACUGCAAUCCACUUAGAAAUUGUUGAUUUAGUUUCUUGUUAA
This is a messenger RNA of Hansenula ciferrii, 975 nucleotides long. RefSeq lists its product as uncharacterized. Gene Ontology annotation, biological process: fungal-type cell wall organization. Lineage: Eukaryota; Fungi; Ascomycota; Saccharomycetes; Phaffomycetales; Wickerhamomycetaceae. The record is from RefSeq and is a predicted model, not a curated record. Gene Ontology annotation, cellular component: fungal-type cell wall. The transcript has a single exon. The coding region runs from base 1 to 975 and encodes 324 amino acids. Gene Ontology annotation, molecular function: structural constituent of cell wall.